GGACGCUUAAAUCAGAGGUCUCUUUAAAUACUCAACGUGCUCGCGACUAAACCUGGAUGUGGGUGUGGCCUGUUUCGUAACGUCAAUCGUCGGCAAGGCGUGACUAAGCAAUUCCAACCGCUUCAAGGAAACAAAUGGAAAUCAUGGCGUCCUGACGGCUUCGGCAGAGUUUUGUUUUCCAGUACUGAAGUAUGCAGAAAUGUGUUAACCGGUGGGCCUUUACAGCGAGUUAUCUUCCGAUUUUAUGAUAUUAUCCACUGUUUUCGUUCGAACUAUUAGACGUGUUGCAACUCUGUCCGCCAGAAUGAGCGAUCCGGCUGUAAAGAGGGUGGUGAGCGAUAUCAUUCGUUCUCCAGAAGACAAACGGGAGUAUCGAGGACUUGAGUUUACAAAUGGGCUGAAAGCCGUUCUCAUCAGUGACCCCACCACUGACAAAUCAUCAGCUGCACUGGAUGUCCACAUAGGUUCUUUGUCAGAUCCCGAGAACAUUUCAGGACUGGCCCACUUCUGUGAGCACAUGCUGUUUUUGGGAACCGAGAAGUACCCCAAAGAGAAUGAGUACAGCCAGUUUUUGAGUGAGCACGCUGGCAGCUCCAAUGCCUUCACCAGUGGAGAGCACACCAAUUACUAUUUUGAUGUAUCCCAUGAGCAUCUACAAGGGGCUUUGGACAGAUUUGCCCAGUUCUUUCUCUGUCCACUGUUUGAUGAGAGCUGUAAGGACCGAGAGGUGAACGCAGUGGAUUCAGAACAUGAGAAGAACCUCAUGAAUGACGCAUGGCGGCUGUUUCAGUUGGAGAAAGCCACUGGGAACCCUAAACAUCCUUUUAGCAAGUUUGGCACUGGCAAUAAGUUAACCCUUGAGACAAGGCCAUCUCAACAGGGCAUUGAUAUCCGCAAGGAGCUGCUCAAGUUUCACUCCACCUACUAUUCCUCCAACCUUAUGGGAUUGUGUGUGCUGGGCAGAGAGUCGCUGGAUGAUUUGACAUCUAUGGUGGUGAACCUUUUUGGAGCGGUUGAGAACAAGAAUGUCCCUCUCCCAGAAUUCCCAUCACACCCUUUCCAGGAAGAACACCUGAGGCAAUUUUAUAAAGUCGUGCCUAUCAAGGACAUUAGAAACUUGUAUGUGACCUUCCCUAUCCCAGACCUGCAGAAGUACUACAAAUCAAAUCCAGGUCAUUAUCUGGGCCAUCUGAUUGGACAUGAGGGUCCAGGGAGUCUUCUGUCUGAGCUCAAAGCUAAAGGAUGGGUGAACACGCUAGUCGGAGGCCAGAAAGAAGGAGCCAGAGGAUUCAUGUUCUUCAUUAUUAAUGUGGACUUGACAGAAGAAGGGCUGUUGCAUGUCGAGGAUAUCAUCUUCCACAUGUUCCAGUAUAUUCAGAAGCUGCGGACAGAGGGCCCUCAAGAGUGGGUCUUUCAGGAGUGUAAGGAUCUGAACACUGUGGCUUUCAGAUUUAAGGAUAAGGAACGUCCUCGUGGAUACACAUCUAAAGUGGUUGGACUACUGCAUUACUAUCCGUUGGAGGAAGUCUUAGCUGCUGAAUACUUGCUGGAGGAGUUCAGGCCAGACUUGAUCGAGAUGGUGCUUGAUAAACUGAGACCAGAGAAUGUCAGGGUUGCUGUUGUCUCUAAAUCGUUUGAAGGGCAGACAGACCGGACUGAGGAGUGGUAUGGGACGCAGUACAAACAGGAAGCUAUUACUGAUGAUGCUAUUAAGAAAUGGCAAAAUGCAGACCUCAAUGGAAAGUUCAAACUGCCAAUGAAGAAUGAAUUCAUCCCAACAAACUUUGAGAUUUAUCCUUUAGAAAAGGAUUCCCCAUCUGUCCCCACUUUGAUAAAGGACACGGCAAUGAGCAAAAUUUGGUUCAAACAAGAUGACAAGUUUUUCCUACCCAAGGCUUGUUUAAACUUUGAGUUUUUCAGCCCGUUUGCGUACGUGGACCCGUUGCAUUGUAACAUGGCAUAUUUGUACCUUGAGCUGCUCAAGGAUUCCCUGAACGAGUAUGCAUAUGCAGCCGAGCUAGCCGGCCUGAGCUAUGACCUUCAAAAUACCGUCUAUGGGAUGUAUCUGUCUGUCAAGGGUUAUAAUGACAAACAACACAUCCUGCUGAAGAAGAUCAUCGAGAAAAUGGCCACGUUUGAGAUCGAUGAAAAGCGCUUUGAUAUCAUUAAGGAAGCGUACAUGAGGUCUCUGAAUAACUUCCGCGCUGAGCAGCCUCACCAGCACGCCAUGUAUUACCUGCGGCUGCUCAUGACUGAGGUGGCCUGGACCAAAGACGAGCUCCGAGACGCUCUGGAUGAUGUGACGUUGGCUCGUCUGAAGGCGUUCAUACCGCAGCUGUUGUCACGGUUACACAUUGAAGUUCUGCUGCAUGGCAACAUCACCAAACAGUCUGCUCUGGGCAUGAUGCAAAUGUUGGAGGACACUCUCAUUGAGCACGCUCACACUAAACCCCUCCUGCCGAGUCAGCUCAUUCGGUACAGGGAAGUGCAGGUUCCUGACGGUGGUUGGUAUGUUUACCAGCAGAGGAAUGAGGUUCAUAAUAACUGUGGAAUCGAGAUUUACUAUCAGACUGACAUGCAGAACACCCAUGAGAACAUGCUGCUGGAGCUCUUCUGUCAAAUCAUCUCUGAGCCAUGCUUCAACACGCUACGCACUAAAGAACAGCUGGGUUACAUUGUGUUCAGCGGCCCCCGCAGAGCCAAUGGAGUGCAGGGACUGCGUUUCAUCAUUCAGUCUGAAAAAGCUCCUCACUACCUGGAGUCUCGGGUGGAGGCCUUCCUCAAGACGAUGGAGAAGAGUGUGGAGGAGAUGGGAGAGGAAGCUUUUCAGAAACACAUCCAGGCACUGGCUAUUCGCCGUCUCGACAAACCCAAGAAGCUGGCGGCCGAAUGUGCCAAGUACUGGGGAGAAAUCAUCUCCCAACAGUACAACUUCGACAGGGAUAAUAUUGAAGUGGCUUACCUGAAGACAUUGACAAAGGAACAUAUUAUGCAGUUUCACAGGGACUUGUUGGCCAUUGAUGCUCCCAGAAGACACAAAGUUUCUGUGCAUGUGCUGUCUAGAGAGAUGGACUCCUGUCCACUGGUUGGAGAGUUUCCUGCACAAAAUGAUGUCAAUCUGGCUCCUGCCCCCUCACUUCCUCAGCCAUCAUUGGUUCAGGAUAUGACUGAAUUCAAAAGGAGUCUGCCGCUGUUCCCUCUCACCAAACCUCACAUCAAUUUCAUGGCUGCCAAACUGUGAACAGCAUCAUGGGAUUGUCAGAGACACCCAAAUAUGGAGCCAGUAACACCGUUGUCCGUGUGUGUGAGUGUGCGCUUGUGUGCGUGUGUAAGCAGGCAAGGCCACAACGGAGCCGCUUGCAACAUUUUUAGUUGUGCUCUGCGUCAGACAUGCACACCUGAUAUCUCAUAGAUGCAUAGAAAACAUACAAGGUUUGAUUCAUGUUGCUUCUGUCAGGAAAUUUGUAGCCCUAUAUAAUAUAGGAAUCACUCGCUGGCCACGACAACACUUUCUCAUUGUUCGGUUUCAUUUUACACCACCAUGAGAAACCGUUUUGAGAGACUGUUGUGUAAUUUAUCAAGAUAAGUCUCUUUUGAAAUGAAAUAACUGGCCUUAAGAUGGUUUUAAUCAGUGAUCAGAUUUUCUGGCACCUUUUUUUUAAGUUUAAUUUAAUCAAUUUGCUUUGAGUUGUUUUUAGUUUCUGUGCAUGUUGGCAGAGUUUUAUCUUUAAGGAUAGUGUUGUAAAUGCAAGGUGGUUAACUUGAUGGAUUUUAUUUGCGGUUGAAAAAAUAUCAUAAUAAACAAUUUUAAUAUCAUUUUCAUUUGCUUAUUUAAGUUACUUUGUCCUUCAUAAUAUAAACGAUUCAUAAUAUACCUGAAAUCCUGUUUUUCUGACCUCAACUCAGUGUCAUAAUAGAAAUACAAAUUCCACUCAUGAAACAUAAAUUAUGUAAAUCGUUUGUGAAAACUUCGCACAAGAAUGUUUUAAGACAUUUUUGAUAUGACUUUUAUGUUUUACACAAUCAAAUGCAACAGUUUAUGCACCACUGAUUUUUCAAACGAUUUAACAUGAAUAUGAUCAUGAACGAUGCAGAUUGUAUAUUUCAGCAUGCUUAGUUUGACCCAACUCUCUCAUAUAUCGAUAUACACAUGCAACGCCACAACAUUUCAGGAGCUGUUGUGAGAAACUGACUCUGAAAUCCCCUUUAACCGAGUUUGUUUUACUUCUGAUGUCUUGACUUGUGAUUAUGCACUCCUCACAAGCAAUAAUGUGACUUACAGGACCUAUGACUAGUGUCUUAAACUCUAUACUAGGCGUUUUUUUUCUUGACACGGUUUGAGCUUGGUUCCAAGAAACGGAUUAGACGAGGACUAGACUUGGUCUGUGCUCAGAAAACCCUCCUGUGACGUGUUUGAAGGCUGUAAUUUACCUGCGCUGAUGCAGGAACAUCAUGUCAGUCUGUAAUCCAUGUGUGUCCUCAUCUCAGGUGUGUGUUAGCCUCGUCUCGAGCCAAGUCUUCACCAUCACUUGUGUUUCUAGUGCUGAGAUUUAUUCUGAACUUACUCAGGCGUAUCAAAUCGACUGUAUGCUGCAUUUUUUAGAAACUCAACGACCAUCCUACCGCCUCCAUCAAAAUAAUCAAUACUGUUUCAUGCUCAGCAAAACAAACUGAUAUCAGCCUCUUAGAUGAGUUUGGUUGUAUCACUAAGAUGGAUAUACUCAGGCAUCUCACUGCAUCGGUUUUAGUGGCUUGUGUUUUUGUUUUUGAAUUUAAAGGAAUAGUUCAUCCAUAAGUUUCAGUUUAGUCAUUUUAUUGGUUCUCAUGGCAUUCCAAUCCUGUAUGGACAUUUUUCUUUCAUGGAAAAAGAAGUUUGGUGAGAUGUUCAUGCAGUUCUUUUCCAUGCAAUGAAAGUGAAUGGGACUGUGACUGAUAAGUCACAUGGACUAUUUUUAUGCCGUGUUUAGAGCUUGUGUACUAUAUUUCAAAUCUUCUGAAGCCAUUUGAUAGCUUUGUGACAUUUAUCAUUAUUUAGAUGGAAAAAAAUGAAGAGAUGUAAAAUAAGUGAAACUCAAAUACCGUAAGUAGUAAAAUUACUUAAAAAAAAAAAAAAAAAAAUUAAAUAAAUUAAUAAAUAAAAGCUAAAAGGAAAUGUUAAGAAACUAAUAAAAAUUACAAAACCACAUAAAAUGACUAAAACCUUAAAAUUAAAUUAAAUCUGAAAAUAUAAUAACAAAAGCUAAUUAAAAAUAUUAGUAAAUGCUAUAAUAUUAUGUAAAUCUGAAAGAACUGAAAAUCAUAGCUGAUUUAAUUUAAAUUAUUUCAUAAUUUAAAUUGACAUCACAAUUCAAUCGUAUGGCUUCAAAUUAUUUCAUGGUCUUUUUAAAGGGGUAUUUCUCUCCAAAGUGAAAAUUGUCAUUUUACUUGUCCUCAUGUCGUCGCAAAUCUGUAAAUGAUUUUGAAGAACGUUGGGGUCCAAACAAUUUUAGACCCUGCUGACUUCCAUUGAGUGGACAUAAAUAUUUUUCAUAAAAUAUAUUUUGUUUCACAGAAAAAGUCAUACAGGAUUGGAACAAAAUUAAGGCGGGUUAAUGAUGGAAGUGUUUUUAUUUUUGUAUAAUCUAUCAUUUAUUUGGCUCUGGGUCACUGAAUGCUUUUAUUUUGUGGGAAAAAAGCAGCUUGGAUGUUCUGCUAAGUAUCUUUUUGUUCCAUACAGAGACAACAGGUUUGGAAUGACAUGAGGCUGAGUAAAUGCCACUAUUGUAUUUAUUUUAAUUUCGUGGGUGGGGGGUGAACUUCUAGAUUACUUUAAAUUCCAAAGAUGCAUUUCGCAUGCAGUCGGAGCAUUUGUUGCACCCCGAAUCCCUUUAACUGUUCUAGAGUCAGCUCCGAGUUCUGUAGGUUAGUGACUGCAACAGAUGCUUGUGGUUCUCACCGUCUCCUGUAACCUGAUGUCACGUGUUUUGCUCCUACUGUGGUGAACAGUAGGCAGAAUAUUAGAGUAAAGAAAUCUAGAAGAGCAGGAUUUAAUGAGAGUUACUCUGCAUGAACGAAAGAUGUUACAUUGUCCAAAUCCAAGGAAUGGGCUUGUAUGUACCAAACGCAGUCAUGAAGUGGAAACGGUUCUACGGUUGAGAUCUCAUGUUUAUUAGAUGGUUUUGAAGUGCAUCUGGGGAAUGUGUAUCUGUGGGAGAGAUUUCUGUGUUUUAUGAUAAUUAAACAAUCGUAUGAACUCA
Molecule: messenger RNA, 6236 nt
Organism: Onychostoma macrolepis
Lineage: Eukaryota; Metazoa; Chordata; Actinopteri; Cypriniformes; Cyprinidae
Gene: ide
Product: insulin-degrading enzyme
Exons: 26
Coding region: 245-3241 (998 amino acids)
Biological process (GO): peptide catabolic process
Cellular component (GO): peroxisomal matrix; mitochondrion; cytosol
Molecular function (GO): metal ion binding; metalloendopeptidase activity
Source: RefSeq, a predicted model, not a curated record